AUGUUAUUUGAAUUAUAUUUGAAAUCUGCUGAAGAUGGAUGUCCUAUAGCACAAUACAGAGUUGGUUUAUGUUGUAGAUACGGAAUAGGAACAUCGAAAUCUGAAGUUAAAGGAUUUCAAUGGGGUUCAAAAUCAGCCCUUGCUGGGAACAUCAGUGCAAUAUGUGAUACUGGUUAUUGUUAUUCUAGAGGUAUAGGUGUGGAUCUUGAUGUAAAUUUAUCAUUCGAAUGGUAUCUGAAAGCUGCCGAAAGUGGGUAUUCUACAGCAGAAUAUUAUUUAGGAUUGCUUUAUGAUAAUGGUUACAGAUCUG
Diversispora eburnea is the source of this 310-nucleotide messenger RNA. NCBI's taxonomy places the organism in Eukaryota, Fungi, Glomeromycota, Glomeromycetes, Diversisporales, Diversisporaceae. The record is from the annotation of a GenBank genome assembly.